CCAGAAUUGUGAGAGGAAGCGAGGAUCACGAUCACUGAUGAUGUUCUCGGGGAGGCCGUGAUGGUGAGAAACAUGGUCGAAGAAGAGUGUGGCGAGGUCCUUGGCACUGUGCGAGGUCGUGCAAGGGACGAAGUGGGCACGUUUGGUCAAGCGGCAGACAAUGACGUAGAUGUAAUCAUGCCCGCGGUCGGUUUUGGGGAGGCCGCACACGAAGUCCAUGGAGAUGGACUGCCACCGAUUGGCCGGUUCGUGGUGGUCUACCGCGAUGACAUACUAAUCUUCAGCAAGUCCAUGGAGGAACACCUCAAGCACCUUGAGGAAGUAAUGGCCAUCCUCAAGAAGACGCAACUCCAUCUCAACUUAGAGAAAUUUGAGUUUGGGAAGGAUAGUGCCAUCUAUCUUGGGCACCGGUUGUCUGCUGCAGGCCUGGAGCCUGAAGCAACCAAGGUGGAGGUCAUACGGAACUGGCCUCGGGCCGUGAACAUUCGCGAACUGCGUGCUUUUCUUGGUCUCGCGUCAUACUAUCGGCAGUUUGUGCCCCGCUUCUCCAUUGUUGCUCAUCCAUUGUCGCGGUUGACCAGUAAAAAUGUUCCCUAUUCUUGGGACGCCGCGUGCACGAAUGCCUUCCAAGCUUUGAAGGAAGCCUUGGUGCGCAACCUCGUGGCUGAGCAGGGAUUGCAUCUGAUCAUUGAGCCCGGGAGGUCAAUGGUUGCAAACUCAUCUGCGCUUGUGAUGAGGGUCACAGGAGUGAAGAGCAAUGGGAACAAAGAUUUCAUUGUGGUGGACGGCAGUAUGGCUGAACUCAUUAGACCCAGCCUUUAUGAUGCAUAUCAGCACAUAGAGUUCGUAUCACCUCCACCAAGAGGAGCAGAUCUGAAGACUUACGAUGUGGUUGGACCGGUGUGCGAGUCUGCCGACUUCCUCGGAAAGGACCGUUUGUUGCCAACUCCUGAAAGGGGAAUGGGGAUUGUUGUGCUCGACGCAGGGGCUUAUUGUAUGUCUAUGGCUUCAGCAUACAACCUGAGAAUGCGCCCACCAGAGUAUUGGGUGACUGAGGGUGGGAAACUGGAGAAGAUCAGGCAUGGAGAGACCCUUUCGGAUCAUCUCAAGUUCUUUGAGAACCUGUGAGGCGGCCAGGUCCGCGCAAAAGUUUGCAGCCUUCAGAACGGCAUGGCUACCUCGUUUCCCCCGGGUGCGCCCCAUUUUUGCUGUGAUAGGAUUUUUUUGGGGUGCUUCACAUAUAUGCAGCUCCUUUUGCCACUCAAGAGGGUUGUGUGUUUUUUUUGUUCCAUCUGUCAUUCUUCUUAAGGUUUGUGGCACUUUUCUUGAUCCCAUCACGUUCUUCGUGAGAUUAGUGCAGAGUUUUCUUCUUCUCCCUCAUUUCCAGAUCUUUCCUGUGAAGAAUUUGAAGUGUAUACAAAUUUGUCUUCAUGUUCUUGGCUUUCGGUUCAUGUUUUGAACCUCUGCUCUCCUCGAGGUCUUUUCUCUUUUCUCGUUUUCCCGGUUGUUCUCCUAGGUUGUUUUGUGAAUUCCUGGCAGUGUUUGGCCAACUUCCUCCCAGUGGUACAGUGUGGUGGAUCAUCGCUCAGAAGCUUCAAUGAGGAGGACUCACUCAUAAAUGAACCCUUUACACAAAUGCAUGGGUGGUUGUUUGUGAGCUUGAAUAUCUGCUCAUUCUUGGCGAGUCUUUGACUGCAACUGGCUGUAAUCAUGGCCAUGUGCUAUCCGACUUAUUAAAACUGUGAGCCUUAUGGCAGAAUACAACAGUGUAGUGUGUUGUUUGCGUAGGAGUCGCCCUCCGUGAGGAGAUUUUCUAACCCAACACCCAAUGUCAGGAAUUGUUUCUUGCCAUGCGAUUGUAGUACAACUGUUGAGGUUGGUGUAUGAAGAGGCCUGGCCCGUUGUCUGGAUGACUGGCUAACCAGCCAUUGCCAUUAAACAGCUUCUACAGGCAAAACAGGUGCAUGGUGAGGCGCCUGUGAAGAGGUACAAUGUCCUGGUUCAUACUGUGCGCUGGGGCUGAGCGACGCUUGCUCACCCCCAUGCAGGUGACUGUGUGCUUGCGAAUAUUCAUGCUCAUGAAUUCUCUCACACAUCAUGAUCUCUGCAAGCGGUAGAGAAACCAUGCAUAGUGCUUGUUUUUCUUGCAACCGAGGCUUGUUGUCCUGUGCUCGGCGCAUGCUGCUUGUGGCUCGCACAUGCUGUCCUUUACUCCACGAGUGCUAAUUUGAUCCGCUCGGCCACACAGGAAUGUGGAUGCUGUUGCUAGUAUAGCGAAAACAAAAAGAAAAGAGGAUGUUGUUGCUCAUAUAGCACAGCGGUGAACAGAUGUGACAAGGAGCAAGGCAGCAGUGCAGAAGCAGGCUCAUGUACAGCAAUCAAUAUUAACUUAGUAAUCGUUGUUACCUUAAUUCUGUCUGUGGUAUGCUCAGUUUAUGUUUCUAUUAUCGCAUCGAAAGGAGGGAAUAAUUGACCGAGUACUAAAUAUUCCGCUCGUGCCAUGACAGUGCAGGGACACAACCCUUGAGGUUUGAGCCGGCAUGGAUACAAUUUGUGUUCUUCAUUGCUUGGAGAAACUUUGCUAAGAAUCACAUGAUAGCCUUCCCAGUAUGUAUUUCAUAAGUUUGGAGUAUUUCCUGUCUGUUUGGCAAGGAUCAGUGACAGCUCAUGCUAACUGUAUUGAAACAGGGUUGGUUGCACAGCUGCACCGGUGCCUGAUUUUUUUUCACUCUUUCAUUUUCUGGGCUUUGUUCCAGUAUUUCCCCUCGUCCCCAUUCCCGCCCUCCAACCCAGGGCCUCCCCCAAGGACUCCCAACCUCCCGGAUUUCUCCAGUCGCUGCCCCUUGCAAUGAUUCUUAUGUCAACCACUCUCAAACCUCCACAAACACAUUCACAUGAGAAUCCGAGACGA
Chara braunii is the source of this 2911-nucleotide messenger RNA. The record is from the annotation of a GenBank genome assembly. Lineage: Eukaryota; Viridiplantae; Streptophyta; Charophyceae; Charales; Characeae.